Malassezia pachydermatis is the source of this 1578-nucleotide messenger RNA. Its product is annotated as other haspin protein kinase. The coding region runs from base 1 to 1578 and encodes 525 amino acids. The transcript has 2 exons. Gene Ontology annotation, biological process: mitotic cell cycle; intracellular signal transduction; protein phosphorylation. The record is from RefSeq and is a predicted model, not a curated record. Gene Ontology annotation, cellular component: cytoplasm; nucleus. NCBI's taxonomy places the organism in Eukaryota, Fungi, Basidiomycota, Malasseziomycetes, Malasseziales, Malasseziaceae. Gene Ontology annotation, molecular function: histone H3T3 kinase activity; ATP binding.
AUGCAGAGCACGAAUACACGUCAGAUCCAUGUAUAUGGACGCAAAAAUCGGACAAGGAUUGUAGAAAAGACGCCGGCAUUCGAUGAGAACCAACCUGCUACGCCGCCCCCUGCCUCACGGUCCUCGACACAGCUGCCUGUGCGCCGAAGUUUGUUUGCGGGCGUAGAUCUCACGUCGCCGUGGCCAUCGUGGAUGCAGAGUCCACGCGAUACCAUCACCAAGAAAAUUACAGCCCCUCUGCGCUCAUGGACAAGCAAAUAUGAUAUUUCGCCACCUGCGUCGCCUACACGCCGUCCCUUGGCUGACCUCCGUGGUAAUGAAGCAGACACAGAGCCUAGCCUGUCUACGGCCAUGGCUGACUUAUCGCUCCAAACGCCGGAGCUGACCUCUCUAUUGUCGAGUGUUGAUCAGCAAUCUCCUCUUUCCUUUGAUACUAUGGUCACUGAGCUGGCUCGUCAAGGUCCCCUCAUCAAAAUUGGCGAAGCUAGUUAUUCUGACGUAUACCAAUGCACACCGAUCGAUGGCCGGCCCGCGCGUGUCAUGAAAGUCAUUGCGCUCGACUCUGGCAGUUUGGACGAGCUUCCUCGUGGACUUACCCUCUCUCCCUAUAGCAGCGUCGAGCGAGAAGUGCGACUUACGAAGGCGCUCAGUCAGCCGACACGAACAUGGUCAGCGCAUACGGUGCACUUGCACCGCGCCUGUGUAGUACGUGGAAAGUACCCUGAUGAACUGCUUCGGGCAUGGGAUGCGUUUAAAACGACAUACCCGUCUCGGUCCGAGAAUGCGCGGCCUGAUACGUUGCCAUUACAGCAACUAUACGCACUACUCAUGAUGGACGAUGCCGGUCAAGAGCUGGAGCAUGUCCACUUCACAUCGUGGACUCAACGAGCUGCCGUAUUUUGGCAGACAGCCUGUGCCCUUGCCAUGGCAGAGCGUGACCUGGGCUUUGAGCACCGUGAUUUGCACCUCAGCAAUAUACUGGUGCGUCUUGAUGAGCCUACGACACCGCAAGAUAUGGCAACGUCGUCUGCCAACUUGGUCGAAUUCAUGGCAGCGCGGCAUGCCCCCGCCUGCACAGGCGUACGUGCGACCAUGAUCGAUUAUGCGCUCUCGCGUAUUCAACAGGGCGACGAGAUUUGGGCUUAUGAUUUCUCUGAUGAGUCUAUAUUUACGGGCCAAGGUGAUUCGCAGUACGAAGUGUACCGUACGAUGCGACGCCUGGUAGCAAACGAUUGGCGCGAUGCUACACCGAUGACCAAUGUAUUGUGGCUCCAGUUUCUGCUCCAACGACUCCUCCUAGCCGAGCCCCCGGCGGGUAGCGACGAGACGGACGAUGCGGCGUAUCGGCUGCUUACCUCGGUUGAGCUUCUGGCGCAUGACGCCGUUGAACAUGCAUUGCGGCAUGUGCCGACACAAAAAGUGUCUACACGAUCCAAGCGUCGUUCGAUCCAACGGGCUCAGGACGCCUGGAAAAUCUUACCUGACCACGUUCCCACCCGCAUUACGUCGGCUUGGACGUUGAUCGAAGCAGCUGCAGCAUCGUGGCCAGAGGCCCUUAUCACUGGUGGCCCCCCAUAG